Messenger RNA from Capsicum annuum, 1238 nucleotides. Its product is annotated as josephin-like protein. Lineage: Eukaryota; Viridiplantae; Streptophyta; Magnoliopsida; Solanales; Solanaceae. Bases 544 to 963 code for a protein of 139 amino acids. The transcript has a single exon. The record is from RefSeq and is a predicted model, not a curated record.
UUUCUACCCUUUUGAUCUCUAUAUAAACACAAACCAUGUUCACCCUCUUUCUUCAUUCCAAUUUCUAGUAAUCUUCCAAAGUACCACUUCCCUCACCACUUAUACCAAGUUAGUAUAUCUGUUUUAAAAAAAUAAAUAUUAACGGUCGUAUUUGAGUCAGUUUUCGUUAAAUUACCUUUGAUCUGUUAUUUGUUGUCUAUACAAGCAGAAACCAUCUUCACUCUCUUUCUUCAUUUCAAUGUCUAGUAAUCUUCCAUUUGUCACUUCCCUCACCUCCUAUACUAAGUAUUCUUUUUCAAAGAAAAUUAUAUAACAAUAGUGUUCGUGUAAGUUUGUGUUAAAUUAUCUUUGAUUUUUACCCUUUGUUCUCUGUAUAAGCAUAAACUAUAUUCACCCUCUUCGUCAUUCCAAUUUCUAGUAAUCUUCCAAGGUAUCACUUCCCUCACCACACCGAUACUGAGUAUAUAUUUAAAAAAAAUAUAUAUAUAUAUAUAUAAUAGUGGUGUUUGAGUUAGUUUGUGCUAAAAUAUCUUUAAUUUUGAGAUGCCGGUAAAAGGGUGUGAAGUAGUGAGCGGGAAGCCAGAGAUGACCAAGAAUGCAAAGACCACAAGCAAGUUUCAAAAGCAGAACUCUACAAAGAGUGUUCAUGUUGAUGGUGCUACUAAUGAUGCAAAAAGUACCACCUCCACAAGAAGUUGUAGCUUCAAGAUGCCUAAUAGAUCCCAAUUAUCUCCUAUUAAACUUUUCAAACAACUUGGAGGAAAAAUGGCUGCAGUUAUGAAGGUGAUGUCUUCAUCAAAGAGAAGUUGUAGGAAAGUUACUAAUUCCUCGGAGAGAGCAGCAAUUUCUGCUAAACCAACCGCUGUCCUAAAUAUUGACUCUCAUAGAGCAGAGGCAAUUGAUGAUUGCAUUCAGUUCAUCAACUUAUCAUCUACCUUGCCAAGAUCUAAUUCAGUGUCAUAAGAGAUGGGAGAAUUUCUUAGUAAGGAGCAUUUUAUCGCGAUAUCUAUUUUAAUUGUCCACUUUAAAAUUAGAUGUGUGAUUUGAAUAUAAUUAGUUUUGAAUCUUGACUUUCUGGUAGGAUGGCCACUAUCAAGGUCACUAUCGAAUUCAGUUCAUUGAUCGAGUUUUGAAAAAGUGGUCAAGAAAGUGACAAUUUGUGUAGAUAAGCUUGUUUUACCCUUUUAAUGGGUCUAUGUAAUGUUAAAUUAAUUAAAUCAGUAAAUUUUGACAAUGAA